AUGUCCUCUGUCACUACAUUCCCCCAAUUCAUGUUUCUGCCCCUGGAGAUUCGUCAAAACAUCUGGCAAGAUGCAGCUUCGACUGGCCCAAUGCGCCUGGACCUCAGUAAAUACGAAGCAAGACUCGAUCAAGAUUACGUGAUGUUGUUCUUGAGCACCGAGUGUCGAAAUCAUGUAGCCAAGCAUCAGCGACAACGUUUCGCUGUCUACAUGGCGAGCGAAGAAGCACGACAUGAAUGUUUGCGACACUCGACAUUGGUCCUGACAGAUUCGAUACAACUGUAUCUAGGGGAAUACUCAUGCAUCUGUGUCGAGGAAGGCUAUGUUGACCCGAGGAAAUGUUUCCGAACCCUUUUGAUCGAUUGGCGUUCCGAUUUGGUGGUCAUGGAGUUCUUGAACCCGGAUCUUUUUGAUGCAAGACGCGAUUCAUUCUGUCCUCAAUUUCCGUGGGCCAGCAUCACUCGGCUCGGUCUCCGUAACGACGUCUUUAUGGCCUCCCGCACCUUUCCUGGCAGGCGCUUGGAAGUGCAACGCCGGAAAUCCAAGUAUUGGCUGGAGUGCUGGAGCUCGGUACAAGAGAUCACCUUUGUUCUCGACGACUGUGUGGAACGACGCGGGUACCUGGCACCGAGUAGUGCCCCGCAACUCGAUUGGCGUGCUCCUCUCGAAGUCACGUAUCGUACCAGCAACGCUUUCGAGAAGGAGUUAAAAUCGAUGAAGAGAAAUGUACUGGACGCCUUGUACACUGCCGGAAUCUUCAGAGAAGAAAUGGACAAGCUUGGCAGGAAAGCCAAGGUGGAGACUGUCCUGGAGCUAUCCUGGCCGUGA
Molecule: messenger RNA, 828 nt
Organism: Pestalotiopsis fici W106-1
Lineage: Eukaryota; Fungi; Ascomycota; Sordariomycetes; Amphisphaeriales; Sporocadaceae
Exons: 1
Coding region: 1-828 (275 amino acids)
Source: RefSeq, a predicted model, not a curated record